This is a messenger RNA of Castor canadensis (American beaver), 1237 nucleotides long. The record is from RefSeq and is a predicted model, not a curated record. Lineage: Eukaryota; Metazoa; Chordata; Mammalia; Rodentia; Castoridae.
AAGCCCACCCAGAGUUCGGCGUCACUGUCGGGAACCGGAGAGGGAGCCUUCGGCAAGCUCGGCACUCGCUUCUUCCCCUUAUCAGGACCUGCACGGACGGGCGAUGGAGUUUCCGGACCUCGGGGCUCACUGUUCGGAGCCGAGCUGUCAGCGCUUGGAUUUUCUGCCGCUCAAGUGCGAUGCCUGCUCGGGCAUCUUCUGUGCAGACCAUGUGACCUACGCCCAGCACCACUGUGGAUCUGCUUACCAAAAGGAUAUCCAGGUACCGGUAUGCCCCCUCUGUAAUGUGCCUGUGCCUGUGGCCAGAGGGGAGCCCCCUGACCGGGCUGUGGGAGAGCACAUUGACAGAGACUGUCGAUCUGAUCCAGCACAGCAAAAACGCAAGAUCUUCACCAAUAAGUGUGAACGUUCUGGCUGCCGGCAGCGGGAGAUGAUGAGACUGACCUGUGACCGCUGUGGGCGGAACUUCUGCAUCAAGCACCGUCACCCUCUGGACCAUGAUUGCUCUGCGGAAGGGCACCCAACCAGCCAGGCUGGACUUGCUGCAAUCUCCAGAGCACAAGGUCCUGCUUCUACAAGCACUGUCCCCAGCCUAAGUUGGACCUGGCCUUCCUCUACCUCUCCCAACAGAGCCACAAUCCAGUCUUCAUCCCGGACAGCCCCUCCAGUGAUUGCUUUGCAGAAUGGCUUGGUGAGUUGGGCAGAGAUUGGACAGAAGGAAAGCCAGGCAGAAAGUAAAGUCCAAGGAAACUGUUGGUUUUCUUUCUUCCUUUGCAGAGUGAAGACGAGGCUCUGCAGCGGGCCCUGGAACUAUCCCUGGCAGAGACCAAACCCCAGGUCCCAAGUUCUCAGGAAGAAGAAGACUUGGCUUUAGCACAAGCACUAUCAGCCAGUGAGGCAGAAUACCAACGGCAACAGGGUACAUAGGAAGAAGAGGUGCAGAGCAGCCUGGAGUGCAAAGACAAGCAAGAGUGAAGUGGAGGCCACCCCAGGGGGCAUCAGGAGAAAGCUUGCCAAAUUGAGCCUAUGAAAGGCCCUGCUAGCUCUUCGGCUACAGGGAGAGUGGCUGAGAACCAUUUCCUGGUUGGGCCCUGGUGGGUGCUGGCCAGGCGUCACUCCUGGCCCCCUUCAUUAUGUUACCCCCCUUACCCUGGGACUGCCACAUGUAGCAGGCAGGGAGGGGCCUGGAAAGAAUAAAGAUCUUGGCAGUUAGCAAGACAUCCGAGUAGUGUGUUUC